Messenger RNA from Zymoseptoria tritici IPO323, 2172 nucleotides. RefSeq lists its product as uncharacterized. The record is from RefSeq and is a predicted model, not a curated record. Bases 1 to 2172 code for a protein of 723 amino acids. The transcript has a single exon. Lineage: Eukaryota; Fungi; Ascomycota; Dothideomycetes; Mycosphaerellales; Mycosphaerellaceae.
AUGCCAUCUCGGCCAAGAAGGCAAGCAAGCGAGUCAUCAGCCGAUUUACGAAAACGAACAACGACAGAUCCUUCAAACUUCCCACGAGUACUCUCUAAUUAUGUGCCAACAUGCGCGCAGUCAUGUCUUUCCACAUACAUCAAUCAGCAGUACGACUGCACAAAUGGCGACGUCUCGUGCCUGUGUUCGCAAUAUGGAAACAGCGGCUUCACGCUUGGAGAGCUGGCCCUCGUUUGUGUUUCGAUCAGUUGUCCAUCUGCCAACCAACAGGAUCCGGAUAAGGCGAAAGCAAAGGCGUACGACAUAUGCGCUGCACAGAACGAUGCUGCGGCCGCCACGCAACAAACACUUAUUCCUCCCGCGACAUCCUCUAGUCGUACCAGCAGUAGUUCCAUCCAGACCACAACGACAGCCACUACCUCAACAAUUCCGGAGCCGACCUCUACGACUCGAAGCACCGACACGCCUUUUGCCACGACAACGAGCGCACCACCCGAACCGACACCGGAACGAGCAGCAAUCACAAGCGGGCAAGCGAUCGGUAUAUCAGUAGCAGCAGUUGGAUUCGUGCUGAUUGCGGUCGGAAUGUUCUACGCCUUGGGCUGCAUCCGACGUCGUAAACGCAAGGCGGCCGAGAGAGGAACGAAACACCAUUCGUACGACUUUAUCGACGAUGCUUCGGUGCACGGGUCAGAGUUCCCGCGCGGGUUCAUCAACCAUGCCAAUCCGGGGGGCUUGGAUAUGUCUGGAGCGGUCUACUCCUCGGAGAAGCGUAACACGAACUGGCCAACUCUGCAGGUACAUCAAGAGCCAUACUAUCGCCAUGAGAAGAACUCUAGCCAGGAUACGCAAACCAGGAGAUCAGACUCGCCAGUAAGCUAUCGUAGCGCUAGCAGUAUGCGGACGACAUCUCAGCUGCUUCCGGAGAAACCAAGCGGCCUACUACUUCGUCCUCCACCAAGGUCGCCCGAGCUCGAUAAUAUGCGAACGCCCGCCACGAUUUUUGAAGAAGACCGUUUCUCAGCACAUAUCGCUCCUCCAGUGCCGAGUCUACCGAAGAACCCAAGGCAGCCACAGUUCGCGCACCAGUUUACGAAGCCAGCAGAGCACGCAAACCAGCCCUCUCUCACACUUGAUAUACCCAACCAGACCACUCAAUGCCAAGCUGUGCAGUCCUCCGAAGCAAGCCUGUUGAGAGCGGCUCCGCAGUCGUCUAUGGCGCAUCCCCCAGCUUUAAUGCCUGGUCAGUCGAUGCCUACCUUUCCUCCACCGCCCGCUUUCCAGCAUGCAGGACCGACUUUUCCUCCGCCACCAACGUCCGCGGCGCGAUCUAUCUACGAGCGACCAACGUACGGUAAUAGUAGCAAUAGCGUGCUCGACUACUAUGCGAGUCCAGAAUACGACUCUCCGACGGACCUAUACUCAUCCACUCCGAUCGAAGAUGAGACUCAGGUCCGAAAAGUCGCACCGGCUGCAAUCGCAAUCUCAAAGCCCUCUUAUCCGCCUUUGGCCGUACGUACAUCGCUUGCAUCCGACGCCUCUCGUCGAACAUCCUUUGAGAGCACGGACCCCGACGAGUCCACGCCACCGGAAGAAGAAGAUAAGAGGCUUACUCCCGUGAAAGAGGCAGCCUCACCGAUUGCCGAGAUUCGGUAUCCCAAAGUUCCUCGGAGUGCGAACCAAAGUGUGCCUAGGUCACCGGUCUAUCAAUCCGCAUAUCAAUUCCCCAUCAGACAGGACUCCCGCAGCAUCGCGAACCGCAGGCAAGAGAGAAUGCCUCAGACUCGCGACUCUGAGACAAGAGGCAGAGAGCAUGGCCACAACGCGUCAUCCAGUGGUUCAAGUCUAGCAGCAAAGCGGAGAGGCGACAGCGCCGCGAACAAGCUCCAUAUCACGACCAUCACUCCCAACAGAGCUCCUCGGACUCCGCCAAGGCAAGAGAAUGUAGCUGCAUACACCAAAGAGACACCGCUGAGAGGCUACGGCCGCACUGCCACUUCCGCCGGCGUCAAGACGCCAGACUGGCCAUUGAAGAUCGAGAUGAAGUCUCCCCCGGGAGGAUUGAAGAGUCCGCUGUGGGAGCCGAAGUUGACUCCGAGGAGAGAAGGCGAUGACUUGUAUUUGAGUGUGUCGGUAGCUACGCCGCAGCAUGCUCACUUUCCGAGGCGGUGA